UUAGUGUCACCCGGAGCACUAUAGAUGCAAGUAUAGGAGGCUGAGCUGCCACACCUAUGCACUGGGUCAUUGUAUUGCAUGGCAGCCUCGAGGCAACCACCCCUCCAACAAAACAUUCACACUCAGGCAUCAGCUCUUGGUUAUGGAGAUGGAGGGGUAAAAAUGGAAGCAUUUCAUUGGCAUAUGCCUUGCAGGCAUGUGCAUGUACUUUCAUAGGGCUGUAUUCAAACUUGCUACAUGCCUGCCACUUUCCACCGUCAGUCAGCCCGAUGCUUUCCUCUCUCUCUCUCUCUCUCUCACACAACUCCUCAUCUUACAUUCAUCUAUUUCCUUCUUUCUUUCUAUCAUCCAACAAAGUAGAGCAUCGGAAUUUCCUUGAACAAUUGCCUAUCUAUUUAUCUGCGCAUAUUGUCUCUUUCUUACCCAAGUGGCCAACCUUGGCUGACCUACAUAACCUGCGCGAUCCACCUUGCGACACAGCUUCUGGGUUGGCUGCCUACGAUUCCUGACGCCAGACCAGAUCUCUCUCUGCCUUUGAUCUAAUUCUCAAUAACCGAGCCUUUCAACUGCCUCUGAUCUCUAAUAUCAACUGAUCCAGAGAUUAAUAGUACUGGCCUUUCUUGAACUGUUGGCGUGAGCCACGUUUGUUUCACAACAAUGGAUGUCCCGAAUGACUGGCAGAUCGAACAAGCACAUGUUGCCUGGGAUGAUCUGGCUGAUCAAAGCAACCACCAACCUCAACAUAGCACUCAAACUGCUCAGCAAAGCGAGGCACAACCGCAAUCUCAGUCCCCACAUACUCAUCAUCUUCUUGGUAUAGCUACUCACUUGGCCCUCGAAGAGCCAUCACCCGCACCAGCCCCUCUAUCAAGCUGGACGGGUCCUUCCUUCAACAAAGGAAACAAUUUUUAUGGUGGCCAUUUGCCGAAACUUCUAACAACAAAGGAUGUCGAACAGACUCGGCUGUUUGAGCUCUAUCGACUGCAUAUGGUGUCCUUCGAACUCAAUCAGGGGGACACUCUUGUGUUUAUCGACUAUCCUGUCCAUCAUAAAGGCGUUCUCGACUACACCGACUGCAAUGGCAUAGUCUAUAAGUCACAGAAGUUUCAAGUUCACUCGAGCAAGCUGCUCGAUACCGGUUCUCCCAAAUUCGCUGAACUUCUUGGCCCUACAUACCAAUUCAAAAUCCAACGCCGUCGUAAGAUGGUCAACAAACUGCCCGACGGUAUCAAGUAUUUGCUUGAUCUGACUCCACCCUCGGAAGGAGAUGAGUUAGUGUUCCAGAUGACCGAGCUGUCUCUAACUCCUGGGAUUAUUAAAUGGUGGAGCUCACAUAUUCUUAAUGGCGUUGAUCCAUUCUUAGUUUGUGGCCAUGAUGAUAUUUGUAAGUGCAACAGACAGCCGAAACGCGCAGAAAACAACAAAGAUAUCGACGCAAAUGCCGAGCAUGACAGCACAACACCCACUGAGGCGAACGCAAACACCGGCUACAGGCUUAAAUCACUGAAGCUUGAUCCAGAGCGUGCGCUACAGCUGAAAGCAACGAAUAAAAAUGCGUACGAGACACCUCUAUAUCGGCAAAUUCCUGAUUAUUGCCCAAUUCGCCACCGAAAUGGCAUCGUGAGGCUGCUCAUGUUGAUCGAAGGCAAAGGAUGUAUCCUGGAUUCGGCCCCGAGAUUGUUCACCAUCUUGAAGUUGAGUUGCCUCUUCGAAUGCAGCUCCAUGCUUACCGACCGUGUUACCCAAUGGAUAAUGCACGGCCAGAACACUGCUUUUAUUGAGGUCUUGCCCGAGGAAGCCUUGCAAAUUGGGUCUCUGCUCAAGAUUCCUUCUGUAAUGGACUCUGCUUUCAGGAUCCUCGUCAACGAGCUCGCCCUCAAACUGGCUGACACCAACCCAGCGAACAAUAUUGCCCACAGCCAGACGACGGUAUUUGGGAGACGACUGGGCCAACUUCCCGAUGAACUCAGCAACAUUGUGCAGCAUGGGGCACAAGCACUCGUCGAUAGAGUAUCAGAAAUCAACAAGACCUACACGAACCCAAAUUUGUUCGCUUCAUGGGACAUUGAUGAAUGGGCCAAGCUGCAAGUAACCGAGCAGCUCCUUGAGCAGGAAAACAGCCCUUUGAGCCAAAUUGCUUUGGGAAAGCUUCGUCUUCUCAUGAGUGCUCUGACUCGCGAAUUUACGCACGCAUGGGAGGAGGCGAUAGAAUCAGCACCAGUGGAUAGUCAUUCAACAUACAACGGAAUAGACCGAGACCGCCUGACAUACGUGGAACCCAAGGAUUUUGACAAUAUGACUUGCCUCAUGAUGUUGUUUAAUCCGAUUCAGAUGCUACUCUGUGCUGUGCCCUACAAUGAUCUCGGUGUUGAACUGGAUAAUCAAAGAUGGAAUCACAGCAGGUGCAAACUGGAUGGAUACAAGCACAAAUCAUACAGCGGUCUUGUGCAAGAAGCAACAGACGCCCUCGACGACUUUCUUGCAUGCACGCCGGGGCUAUCCAACAAUCUGUUAUGGAGCCGUAUUCUUACACUCGGAGACCGCGAAUUCCCAGAAAUGGGUACGCGUCCUUCACGCAUACCUAUCGUAUCACUAAAUACCCUUGAAGCUGCCGUGAAAGAUAGGCUGAGGCCGCUAACUCUUUCGUGGAGACGAGAAAAUUUCUGGCCUCCUCUCAACUUGACCCGCCAUUUACUCCUCACUCUCACCGAAAACGAACUCAAAUACCUUCCUCUGUGGUGUGGAGGUAAUGAUGACGGAAGCGGAGGCGUAUUUGGGGACGCAAUUCCCUCAGCAGACUUGCUGGUGGCACCCAAUGGCCCUGGACCUAGUUUCCAUACAGGUCACACGAUAUCAACCCCUUCGAGUGUCUGUGGUUCCAUCAUCGAGGACAUGGAUGCGCUACGAGUCUGGGGUAGUACGUCCGCUGCUUCAAUGACCCAAGACAGACGCAUCGCGUUAGAGUCUUCUUUUACCCUUGGUGAGUCUGAUGUUGAGUUCACGGACGCCAGAUACGCCAUGCCCGCGGACCAUCAGACAAUGGGCGAAGCGGUCAACAUGACGGUCGAGACAACCGACUCCGAGUCAGCGUCCGCAAUCGAAGCCUUGAGCUCAAAAAGAGAUGACAGUGAUGAUGAUGACUGCAUGUGGGACUCUGAUGACAGUGAUGACACGAUUGCCUAAUGAUGUUUAUUUUCUUUUUUGGAACACGAUAAAGGGGUAACGACACCAGGAUCCAAAGAAAAAGGAGUAUUCUCCUAUAAAUGGGAAUGCAUAUCUCUCAGAUACUUGUGCAUAUAGAUUGGGAACAUGGCUACUAUCACUGGCUUUUGGUCUUAAGUGAAAUGGUCAACAGCUCUUGUGAGUGCUCAUAGAUCGUGUCGCUCCCUGUG
This is a messenger RNA of Fusarium verticillioides 7600, 3392 nucleotides long. RefSeq lists its product as hypothetical. The record is from RefSeq and is a predicted model, not a curated record. The transcript has 2 exons. The coding region runs from base 658 to 3183 and encodes 841 amino acids. NCBI's taxonomy places the organism in Eukaryota, Fungi, Ascomycota, Sordariomycetes, Hypocreales, Nectriaceae.